AUGGUCGCCAAGGCCAUUCUCGCGGCCUCCAUGGCCGCUGUGGCCGCGCAGGCCAAGGUCAUUGAGCACUGGUGGAACAUCUCGUACGCCCAGGCCAACCCCGACGGAAUGUUUGAGCGCCGUGUCAUCGGUAUCAACGGCACCUGGCCCCCGCCCGUCCUCAUCGCCGACAAGGGCGACAAGCACAUUAUCCACGCCACGAACGCCCUCGGAGAUGACAACAUCCCGACCGCCCUUCACGCCCACGGAAUGUUCUUCAACAACUCCGCCUACUGGGACGGUGCUACCGGCGUGACCCAGUGCGGUAUUCCCAACGGCCAGACUCUCGACUACGAGAUCGACCUCUCCCGCAACCAGGGUACUUACUGGGUCCACGGCCACUACAACGGCCAGUACGUCGACGGUCUCCGCACUGUUUCCAUCAUCCGCAACCCCCGUGCCGACAACCUCACUUGGGAUGAUGAGUACACCCUCGCCGUCUCUGACUGGUACCACCGCCAGCACCAGGACAUGCUUGACAACGACUUCCUCCACUGGACCAACCCCACCGGCGCCGAGCCCGUCCCCGAGUCGGCGCUCAUGUACGUUAUCGACAAGGACGGCAACUACGUCGGCGGUGCCGACAAGGUCACCGACGGCUCCGUCACCAACGACAACGCGAAGAUCCCCUUCGAGGCCGGCAAGACCUACCGUAUCCGUAUUGUGAACAUGGCUGCGCUUUCCAUGUUCAUGAUCAAGUUCCAGGACCACGACAUGUACGUUAUCGAGACCGACGGUGUUGAGGUCGAGCCCUACCCGAUCGACGUCGUCACCGUCUCCGUCGCCCAGCGUUACUCCAUCCUCGUCAAGGCCAAGGAGAAGCCUACCCAGAACUACGGCAUCGCCGUCUACCAGUCCGAGGACAUGUACGACGUUGUUCCCGACGACCUUAUCCUGAACAACACCGUCACUCUCGAGUACUUCGCCGACCAGGAGCGCGGCCAGGAGUUCGUUAUUGAGGAGUACCCCCUCAUCAACGACACUGAGUUCCGCCCUGUUGAGAAGAUCGCCUCUGCCAAGCCCGACGUGGAGUUCACCAUCCACGCCUACUUUGACACCUUCAACGACGGCACCAACCGUGCCUCGUUCACUCAGGACGGCGGCUUCCAGAACGUCACUUACCGCUCCCCCAAGGUUCCUUCGAUCUUCACCGCCAUGUCCAUGGGCGACGAUGCCUUCAAGCCCGAGGUCUACGGCCAGCAGACUGGUGUCAUCACCUACAAGCACAUGGACAUGAUCCAGCUCACUGUCCACAACUGGGACGCGGGUUUCCACCCCUUCCACCUCCACGGUCACGAGUUCAUGGUCAUUGAGAAGUCGUUCAACGUCUCGUCUGACGACGCCAUCGAGAACCCCCCUAUCCUGGAGGACCAGGCCAACCCUGCCCGUCGUGACACCAUCACUAUCCCUCCUGAGGGCAAGGUCGUUCUUCGCUGGCGCGCCGACAACCCCGGUGUCUGGUUCUUCCACUGCCACAUCGACUGGCACCUGUCGUCCGGUCUCGCGAUGGUCUUCGUCGAGGCUCCGGACGUCAUGCAGAAGAACUUGAAGAUCCCUCAGCAGAUGUACGAGCACUGCCAGAUCAAGGACAUCCCCACGACCGGCAACGUCGUCGGUCUCAACUCGACCUCCGACUUCAAGGGCCAGGCCACCGGACCCCAGCCCCUCGUCAUGGGCUGGACGCCCAAGGCCAAGGGUGUUAUGGCCGCGUGUGUCAUCACCGUCCUCAUUGGUCUCGCUACCAUCAUCUGGUACGGUGCUGGUGAGCUCAACGAGGAGGAGCUCGAGGAGGAGGUUCGCCGCGCCGUCGAGGCCAAGCAGAACAAGGUCCCCCUCUGGAAGAAGGCCCUUGGUGGCAAGCAGGCCGCUUAA
Molecule: messenger RNA, 1911 nt
Organism: Trichosporon asahii var. asahii CBS 2479
Lineage: Eukaryota; Fungi; Basidiomycota; Tremellomycetes; Trichosporonales; Trichosporonaceae
Product: ferro-O2-oxidoreductase
Exons: 2
Coding region: 1-1911 (636 amino acids)
Biological process (GO): cellular response to iron ion starvation; reductive iron assimilation
Cellular component (GO): high-affinity iron permease complex
Molecular function (GO): ferroxidase activity; copper ion binding
Source: RefSeq, a predicted model, not a curated record